Molecule: messenger RNA, 1080 nt
Organism: Phialemonium atrogriseum
Lineage: Eukaryota; Fungi; Ascomycota; Sordariomycetes; Cephalothecales; Cephalothecaceae
Product: WD40 repeat-like protein
Exons: 5
Coding region: 1-1080 (359 amino acids)
Biological process (GO): spliceosomal snRNP assembly
Cellular component (GO): SMN complex
Molecular function (GO): RNA binding; protein binding
Source: RefSeq, a predicted model, not a curated record
AUGGCUUCCGACGCCCCCCGCCAAUAUGUCCCUCUGACCUGCCAUGGCCACUCCAGACCCGUCCCACAUUUAAGCUUCUCGCCUCUCGAGAACGACGAUGUCUAUUACAUGAUCUCUGCUUGCAAGGAUGGGAACCCUAUGCUCCGCGACGGCCAGACCGGCGACUGGAUCGGAACAUUCUUCGGCCAUAAGGGAGCAGUGUGGCAGGCGAAGCUGAGCCCGGAUGCGUCAACCGCCGCGACUGCCUCAGCAGACUUUACUGCGAGGGUUUGGGACACACACUCCGGCGAGCUCCUCUACAUCCUCCAGCACGACCAUAUCGUGCGCGCCGUUGCCUAUCCGUUCGACAACUCGGGAAUGAUUGCAACAGGGGGAUUCGAGAAGAAACUUCGCAUUUUCGACCUACAGGAGCAGAAACCCACCACCACGCCAGGUGUCAAUGGUGCCGACGCCACCGUGACCGCGGUCACCAUCCCGACCUCCAUGGCAUUUGAGAUUGGCGAGGGCACGCAUACUCAGCCCAUCAAGUUCAUUGCUUGGGCCAUUGAUCCCAACGUGCUCGUCACCGCGUCGGGCGACACUUUGCGGUGGUUCGAUGUGCCUAGCCGUAGCUGCAUCCGGGCAGAGAAGCUCGAUGCCGAGAUCAAGUCCUGUGAACUGGUUUCCCUCGCGCCCUCCGUCGUCUCGCCUACCGAUAUUGGUGGCGGGCUGCCGGUCUUAGCUGUUGCGGCGGGCAAGACGGUUUACUUUUGGGGCGGUCCGCGAGCCGAUCAAGAGUUGAAGCGCAUGACUCUGCCCCACGGCAUCGCCAGUGUUGGUCUUGAUCUUCGGGGCAGGAAGUUCGUCGCGGGGGAGGAGCCAGGAACCUGGGCUCGGGUUUAUCGCUGGGACGAUGCGAGCGAAAUAGACGUUCAUAAGGGCCAUCACGGGCCGAUCUGGUCCAUUGCCUUCUCGCCCGACGGUAAUCUCUACGCCACCGGGUCCGAGGAUGGCACGAUCAAGAUGUGGAAGAACUGCGAAGGCUUCUACGGCCUCUGGCGCGGUGGUGCAUCCGGCAGUGCUGAGCGCAUCACGGAAUAG